This is a messenger RNA of Blepharisma stoltei, 648 nucleotides long. NCBI's taxonomy places the organism in Eukaryota, Ciliophora, Heterotrichea, Heterotrichida, Blepharismidae. The record is from the annotation of a GenBank genome assembly.
AUGUCUUUUGGAGCACAAAAUGGAAUUAAGGUAAAAUUUAUACAGAAACCUUUACUAGAUACACAAAUUAAGUAUAAAGGAGAAGAGACAAGGGAAAACAUAGAAAAAUUAAAAAAUUAUGUUGCUAGAUAUGAAAGCACACAAUCGAUGGAUGAAAUCGAUAAAGAAUGUGAAAUAAUUGAAAAGACCUUAAAAGAUCUUGAAAAAUUUCCCGUGAAAAAUCCUGCAGACAGAGCUGAAAAAGAAAGGCUAUUUAAAGGCUAUUCCAUGGAGUUUGAAUCAAUCUUGCAAUCAUUCCAAGCAGAAAACUUUAAUCAAAAGCAAACACAAGUACAAAAAAUCGACACUUUUACUGAAGAGCUCCGAAAAGAGCAAAGGCUGCAUGCCCAAGUAAUUGAAAACCGAAUGAAAGAAGCCCGCGAUAUAAUGAAAGGCUUCUCUGAAAUUGUAAGCGAGCAAGGGAUUAUGCUUGAUACAAUCGAAACAGAUGUCGGAAAUGCUGAAAAAUACACUGGAAAGGGUGUAGAUGAGCUAUAUAAAACAGACGCCAAACAAAGGCGCAAAAAGAACUGUUGCAAAGUUCUAUUAGUGAUGACAGCGCUAGCAGUCGCAAUUUUAGUAAUCGUUGUUUGUAUCAUGAAGCUUUAA